AUGGGGGCCGUGGGGGGCAUGAGGAUCGUGGGGGCCGUGGGGGCCAUGGGGGGCGUGUGGGGCGCCGCCCCUGGGACCGACCCCCAUCCUGAUGCCUUCCUCCCGGAUUUUGCCCCGACAUCGAAAUUAACGAGACUGGCUAAAGAGUCCAGAAAGUUACCUGGCACACCAGCCGUCACCGCCACUACCGCCAUUGCCACCACCGCCACCACCGCCACUACCGCCACCAUGGCCACCGCCACCACCACCACUGCCAACGCACCCCGCCAGACACCUGCUGCAGCUGCACUUCCCACAUCUCCUCCACCUGGAGAAGCCACUGUCUCUCGUAUGCAGAGCCUCUCUGUAGAGGAGAGGGGCUGGAGGCUGCUCCUGGCGGCUGACGACGGGGCAGUGGGGGAGCUGAGGGCGCUGAUCGCCGCAGGGGCCGACGUGGCGUCGAGGGGCUGGGGUGGGCAGACCGCCCUGCACUGGGCAGCGUACAGGGGAGACGUCGAGGCGGUGAGGCUGCUGGUGGGGGCGGGGGCGGCGGCGGACGCCAGGAGUGACGCUGGGUGGACGCCGCUGCACUGGGCGGCAUUCAAUGGCCACGCAGAAGUGGCGGCUGCGCUGCUCGUCGCGGGGGCCGACAGGGGGGCCACAACUGUUGGUGGGCAGACAGCGCUGGACCUCGCCAGGCAGUGGAACAGGUGGCGGCUGGUGGAGAUGCUGUCAUGA
This is a messenger RNA of Schistocerca serialis cubense, 717 nucleotides long. RefSeq names its product GA-binding protein subunit beta-1-like. The coding region runs from base 1 to 717 and encodes 238 amino acids. Gene Ontology annotation, cellular component: cytoplasm; nucleus. The record is from RefSeq and is a predicted model, not a curated record. Gene Ontology annotation, molecular function: protein binding. The transcript is spliced from 3 exons. Lineage: Eukaryota; Metazoa; Arthropoda; Insecta; Orthoptera; Acrididae.